AGCAGUUGUUCGAUUUUCCAGGCAUUGGACUAUUACUAUUCAUUAUUUGGAUUUUGAACUUCUAUGUGGAAUAACAAGAUGUUUUCAUUGGCUCCUGCGUUAUAUGUGGUCGUGGUUUCCGUAGUUGUCUCAGGUUGGAAAAACAGCUACGAUCAGCCACUCAACUUCAAUUGUCAUUCAGACCUGUACUCAAUUAGCCGUUUCACGUCAAAACACGAUAACGGUCCAGAGGACAGGGUAUUCGACUUUGAAUGCAGGCGAGUGUACUCCGUUUCUGGUGCCGUGUAUUGUAGCUGGUCUGGCUACGCCAAUAACUAUGAUGCACUGGUUCUCUUCACCUGUCCAAACGAAGGCUAUCUAAAUGGCGUUCAUAGUGUUCAUCACAACGGGGCCGAGGACAGGAUAUUUAAAUUCAGAUGCUGCACCCCUCGAUCAGGACAUUGCCUUAAAAACUGCCACUGGACUGGUUUUGUGAACGGCAUGGAUGCUUAUUUUAGUUACUUCGUCCCAUAUAGUUACGUCAUCAGAGGCGUGAGUAGUAUUCACGACAACGGCCCUGAGGACAGAAUAUUUCAGUUUGAGAUUUGCCAAGUUUUUUAGAGCAUAUUGAACCCAGUUAUACCUUGAUUGGUUCAUAACAUAAACUUAUUGCUGUCCUAAUAAAGCCAAUGCUUUAAAAAUGA
Messenger RNA from Magallana angulata, 683 nucleotides. RefSeq names its product hemagglutinin/amebocyte aggregation factor-like. The transcript has 5 exons. The record is from RefSeq and is a predicted model, not a curated record. Bases 64 to 600 code for a protein of 178 amino acids. NCBI's taxonomy places the organism in Eukaryota, Metazoa, Mollusca, Bivalvia, Ostreida, Ostreidae.